Molecule: messenger RNA, 4163 nt
Organism: Myzus persicae (green peach aphid)
Lineage: Eukaryota; Metazoa; Arthropoda; Insecta; Hemiptera; Aphididae
Product: gamma-sarcoglycan
Exons: 9
Coding region: 602-2179 (525 amino acids)
Biological process (GO): cardiac muscle tissue development; heart contraction
Cellular component (GO): sarcoglycan complex; sarcolemma
Source: RefSeq, a predicted model, not a curated record
GGCGGAAACGGCAACCGGCAACACCUGCAUCGUCACUCUCGGGCCCAGGAGCAGUCGUCUCACCGCCAGCGAUCCUCUCGGCCCCGUCGAUUCCGCCGCGCGAUCGUACGAUAUUAUAUCGCCGUGCAGGUAGAAUAAUUGUUUUGUACUCGACAAUCGUAUAUUAUUAUUAUGUUGUAUUCGUAAAGUCCACUGAAAACCGUGUGCUACGUGGUCGCCGCACGCGCAUAAUCAUAUAAUCAUAAUAACAAUAACGAUAACAAUAAUACAUCGGCUAUAAUAUUAUAAUAUUGUAUUGUUGUCCUUAAACGCUGCUCGGGUGAUACGUCAAGACAGAGAGCUGACCUGCAGACCAGUAUCGGCCGCCACGAAUAUUGUUAUCAUUAUACUGCUGUAUUUCGCACACCUCGACGUCUCCUCGGCGGCCUGUAGGAUUACAGCAAAGGCAGUGGUCUCACACAUCAUUGAGCUACUUAUAUCGAUAUCGAUAUUCUAGCACGUGUCCAAUAUCGAGAUUUUACCGAGCACAAAACAAUAAUAAUAUUAUUAUUAUUAUUCAAUAACAUUCGACCGUUCGUCGCUUACGCAUCGUAGCCGGAAGAUGAUGCAUGCCAAUCGGCAGUGGCCCUUCCAGAGAUCCGGAAGUAACGGAAACGGUAUCGUGUACGGGGUUGACUACAACCACGACGACGGAGGAGGUGCCGAUGAAGAUGACGAUGUCGCGGCCGAGGAGUUUGGCGAUUUCGGUGGCGAUCCGACCGCGUCCGGCAGACGGUACUUGACUGUACAGCCAAAACAGUGGUGCACGUCGUACGUGGCCGCCAACCGACAACACUACAUACAUUCUACUGCAGAGUCGGCGGUAAACCACAACGGUGGAAUUGGACUAGAGAACGAUGUAUACGGUGGCAGAUCAACAGCCGAUUACUUCCGUUCAAAAACAAUGCCCAGAAGAACCGGAACGGCAACCGUGAUGGACGACUACGAUUACGGUAACGACGGCGAAGGGAAUGGCACGGCGGUCGGUGGUGGCCACCGACAGUGGCCAGCGUCGUCGGCGGACAUCGUCGAGUACGAUUCGUCGGCGGUCGCAGACACGCCGACGCCGCAGCAACAGCAACAAUUUCUACUACCUCAUAACCAGCCACAGCAACACCACCACCACCUGCAGCAGCAGCAGCAGCACAAGCCCGGCGCCGCGGUGUCUGCGUACGACCCGAACUCCGCGGCCGGCCAUCGUACCGCCCACGUCGACCACAACUUAUCGGCCGGCGGGCCCAAGUCCACGGCCAAGUGGAAGACACGCGCCCUGUACGUGUUUCUCGCUUGUCUGCUGGCCGUCGUCGUCGUCAACCUGACGCUCACUCUCUGGUUCAUCCGGGUCACUCAGUUCACGUCGGAGGGCAUGGGAUCUAUGAAGAUCACACACGGCGGCCUCCGGUUAUCCGGCCGGACAUUGGUCACCAACCGGCUGGUGGCGUCGGCGAUACGCUCUCGGGCCGGACGUCCGCUUCUCAUCGAGUCCACUGCUAACGUCACGCUGAAUGCUCGAAAUUCACAAGGACGUCUGGUGAACAGUCUCAAAUUAACUAAAGAUGGUUUGGAGUGUGCACAAGCGAGUGUGUUCAGAGUGACCGAUACACGUGGCGAGACACUGUUCUCUGCUGACCGGAGUAAGGUGAUAGUCGGCGCGCAAGAACUUCGAGUCACGGGUUCUGGUGGCGCCGUGUUUCAAGGCAGUGUCCAAACGCCUAUGGUUCGAGCUGAUUCUCGACACGACUUAAGGUUGGAGUCAGCGUCACGUAGACUAGAGCUGAGUGGUCCCCAAGGAGUGACUAUCGAGUCCAGGGCCGGUGACAUAACCGUAUCGUGUCUGAUGGACGUCAAGCUGCAGUCGAUAGCAGGAGCGAUACAAAUCGACGCGGCCAAGGUGUUCCUCAAGGGUCUGAAGACAGUCAAGACUACGUCUGCGGCCAACACGGCAGCGGCUGCGGCGUCUGCGGACGGGGACGACGGUGGAGGUGGCAAGCAGAAUUCCAUCGGCGGCUCGAAAAGGAGAGGCGCAGAGGACAAGUUGCCCAGCGUGUACCAGCUGUGCGUGUGCGGUAACGGCAAGGUGUUCAUGUCGCCGCCGGACGGUCAGUGCGCGGCCGACAACGAAAGCCUGGUAUGCCGGUGAACGGCCGGUACGUACCGCGGAUACCAAUGCAAUACCGCGGUCGCGGUUUCGGUCCGAGUCGUGCGCGACAGGCAAGUCGUCAACCGCACCUAUUAUAAUAAUAUUAUCAUAAUUGAUAAGCGUAAUAUUAUUAUUAUUAUUCUGAUAUUAAUGUAAUUUAUAGUAGUUAUGAUUAUAAUAUUAUUUUACGUCAUUAUUAAGUUUUUAUUCCAAUACAUUAUUCUAUUGAUGCGAUUCCCGCGUUCGUUCGUAUAUAAAUGAUAAUAAUUACGUCAUCGUUAUUAAGUGUAGAACAAUAUUGUUAUAGUCUCCAUCUGUUUCGUAUUUUUUAACCAUUAAUAAUUAUUUGUUUUUUUUCCACUGGAACGUACCUCUUAUAGUAAUAUAUUAUCGUAUUUUAAUAAAAACGAUCUAUCUGUAUCCGCUUCGUAUAAUACAUAGGCCCAAAUGUUAAACGCGUAGGAUAAUAAAAUGACAAAAAAUAAUUCGAUUGAAUUCGACAUAUUAUUAUAUACCAAAUAUUUUAGAGACAAUAUAGUGCCACGUUGCUCGUCUGGACUCCAGCCGAAACCUAACGUCGAUUGAUUGUACAUGUUCUACCUAUUAUAAAAUAAUUAUCUACUACUCAACUUUUGCAAAAGCUAUACUAUAUUAUUAUAUGCUUUUAUAUAGAUUUAAUAAUUAAUAAUUAUAUAUUUUGUUUUUAUUUUUCAUGACGGCAGAAGACAUAAUAUUUUAAACACUAAAUACCUCGUCAAAAACCAAAGUGAAAAAAACUUAAGUAGCUUAAUAUUUAUGUUUCUAUUACUAUUAUAUUAUUACGACAGGCAAAUAAAUACUUUCACAGUUACUAUUAUAUCAUUAUAAUAUAAUAUUAAAAUAUCACGAUCAACCAAAUAAUUAUAAUCUCGCUUUUGCACCGAUUUACUGGAGGUUUAAAUAUUAUUACUAUUUAUUAUUGCAUAAUAUCGUGUAUAUAUAAUAUAUAUUUAUAUAUUAUUGUCAUAAUCGUCAAACUCGCUAUAUAUAUCUACGUCAUAUGUUUCUCAUGAGUUUGUUGUUCUUUUCCUGACGACUGGUAAUUAUUUAUAUCGUAACUUUAAUAUAGAAUUAUAAUACAGUAGUCACUAGUAUCCGCUUAUUGGAUUCAUGGUUAAUUGACUCAUUCGCCUAUUGGAUUCAAAAAGACUGGUUUCAAUUCAGUUUUAUCGUAGGUACAAGUAUAUAUUUUGACGAUUAAUAUUAUUUCCUAAAACCAUCACACUAAAAAGUAUUCUUGAAGUCAAUACCUAAAAAAAAAAACCUUUUUGAAAAAAAAAAGAUUUUCUUUCAUUCAUGACAACAUUAUAGAAAUCUUUUUAAUCUUGGGCAUUUCAUAUUGACGAGUCGUUCGAUUAAUGGAAUCCCGUUGAUUAAUUAAUCACAUCACAUCACAUGCUCUGGUACAAAAGUGAGUUCAAUAAGUGGCGACUUCUGUAUAAAAAUAAUAAUAUAUGACGUGAUAUAAUUGUUGUUUUGACUUAAAUAUUAUGUUUUCUUUCCAUCUCGGCCGUCACCGUCAUACGAUAAUUGUAUUGUAGGGCUUUUAUUUGAAUAGUUAUUAUAAUUGUACGGUUAUAGUUUAAUUGAUACUAGACACUUGGAGUUUUACACCACCCGUCUAUAAAUUAUAAAUGUCGUCAUGUAUUUGGGCAGUUUGCAAAUAUUAUUAUUAUUAUAUUGUUAAUACUUAAUAUCCGUCAUUUGUAUAUAACAAUUAUUUUAUCUGUAUAAUUAUUAACCAAUUUGUGACAUGUUCCCGAAAUGUUAUACCUAUAAAAAUAUUAUUAUUGUUCACGAGAAUUAUUGACGCUCGUGCGUAUUGUUUUGCGCUGUGUAGAUAUAAAAGGUAUAAAAUAUUAUAUAGGUAAUAUACGCAUUAUACUCAUUUUGUGUUGUAUGUGUUUAUAAGACAAGAGAAUAAAUCGAUUGAGGUUAUUAACUA